GUAGUCUCCUCGCAGAUGUUGGGAAUGUUGUCCAAAGUCUUGUACCUCAUAGUGGUCGGUGCGGUAGCCUUGGCUUCGGCCCGCUACCACCCUGAGGCACCUGCAGGACGAAAUGCUCAUUCUAUCAACUCUGCCGAGUUGACAGCAGAGUUCUGGCACAAGGAAGCUAGGGCUGGGAUAGAGAAACGCAGUAAACGCGACCAUGAUCAGAAUGUGGCUCGCAAUCUCGUGUUGUUUCUGGGAGAUGGCAUGUCGGUGCCCACUUUAGCUGCAGCAAGAAUCUACAAGGGACAAAGUGAAGGCAGAUCUGGUGAAGAAUCUGAACUUUUCUUUGAAGGUUUCCCUGGAGUUGGUUUAGCUAAGACCUAUUGCGUAAACCAACAAAUCCCUGACUCGGCGUGUACAGCGACCGCCUACCUCUGCGGCGUGAAGAACAACUACGGCACCACCGGAGUGACGGCGGCGGUCGCCAGAAGAGACUGUAACGCCUCACUCGUCGAAAUCAAUAGAUUACAGUCCAUAGCGGAAUGGGCACUAGCCGAGGGCAAAGAUGUUGGCAUAGUGACGACGACGCGAGUGACGCAUGCUUCUCCUUCGGGCACGUAUGCUAAGACCGCCAACAGAAAUUGGGAGAACGAUGCUGAAGUACGGGAAGAUUCUCAAGACCCUGAGAGAUGUCUUGACAUUGCACAACAACUGGUACAUAUGAACCCUGGCAAGCAGUUCAAGGUAAUACUUGGUGGUGGAAGACGAGGAUUCAUUCCAAAUUCGAUACGAGAUGAGGAGGGUACACGUGGGAGGAGAGCUGACGGGCGUAACCUGAUUGAAGAAUGGCAGCAGGACAAACUUGAUAGAAACUUAUCGUAUGCUUACGUUUGGAACAGAGAACAACUGAGAAGUCAGUUUGACUCACCACCUGAAUAUUUGCUAGGACUGUUUGAGGGUAAUCACAUGAGAUACAAUUUACAAGGAGAUCCCACCAUGGAGCCUACCUUAGAAGAGUUAACAGAAUUAGCAAUCCGUAUGCUAAGUCGUAACAAGAAAGGAUUCUUUUUGUUUGUAGAAGGCGGUCGUAUAGAUCACGCUCACCACGACAAUUAUGUCCAUUUAGCUCUGGAUGAAACAGUAGAGUUUGACAAGGCCGUUGAAAAAGCCGCAGGAUUGUUGCCCGAAGACGACAAUUUAAUUGUUGUGACUGCCGACCACGCUCAUGUUAUGACAUUCAACGGGUACUCCUCGCGCGGUCAUUCCAUUAUUGGUGUGUCUGAAGAAGCUGAUAGUAACAAAGUGCCCUUUAUGACAAUCUCAUAUGCGAACGGCCCGGGCGCGCGUACUCAAAGCAACGGCAUUCGAGAUGACAUCACCAAAGAUAGUGAUUUUGGUGGUUUGAAUUGGCAUUCACAUGCGGAAGCCCCUCGUUCGAGUGAGACCCACGGAGGAGACGAUGUUGCGGUAUUCGCGCGAGGCCCUCACUACCAGUUGUUCACUGGACUCUAUGAACAGAGUCAGAUCCCACACAUUAUGGCAUACGCUGGCUGCAUAGGCCCUGGACUCCACACAGAUGGCUGCAACGCUGCUAACACCAUCUCUGUGGUGGACGCGCGGUAUCACCCUGAGGCACCUGAACCAAGGAACUUACCUCCUAUAAAUCCUUUAGAGUAUACAGCAGAAUAUUGGUUCAAUGAGGCACAGGCAGCUUUACAGAAACGCAGUCAACGCGACUCAGGUCAGAAUGUGGCUCGAAAUCUCGUCAUGUUUCUGGGAGACGGCAUGUCAGUACCAACCAUGGCUGCAGCGCGAACGUUGAAGGGCCAGAAUGAAGGCAGAACUGGGGAAGAAGAGGAAUUGUUCUUCGAAAGUUUCCCUGGCAUUGGUUUAGUCAAGACCUACUGCGUCAACCAGCAGAUUGCUGACUCGGCAUGCACGGCGACUGCCUACCUCUGCGGCGUGAAGAACAACUACGGCACCACCGGAGUGACGGCUGCGGUCGCCAGGAGAGACUGUAACGCCUCAAAUAUUGAAGCCAAUAGGGUACAGUCUAUCGCUGAAUGGGCCCUGGCUGAGGGAAAAGAUGUUGGUAUAGUGACGACCACCCGAGUGACGCACGCGUCUCCCUCAGGAGCCUAUGCCAAGACAGCCAACAGGAACUGGGAGAAUGACGCUCAAGUUCUCGCGGAUUCUCAAGACCCCGAAGUAUGCGCUGAUAUUGCUCAACAGCUGAUUAACAUGAACCCUGGCAAACAGUUUAAGGUUAUUUUAGGCGGGGGAAGACAAGAAUUUAUUCCACAUAAUAUAACUGACGAAGAGGGUGAACCAGGGUUGAGAACCGAUAAUCGCAAUUUAAUUGAAGAAUGGCAGCAGGAUAAGACUGACCGCAAUCUGUCGCAUGCUUAUGUUUGGAAUAAAGAUCAACUAAAAAGUCAGUUUGAGUCCCCGCCAGAAUAUUUGUUAGGACUCUUCGAGGGCUCCCAUAUGCAUUACCAUUUAGAAGCGAAUCCUGAUACAGAGCCUACACUUGAAGAGAUGACAGAAAUAGCUAUUCGUAUGCUAAGUCGCAACGAGAAAGGGUUCUUCUUGUUUGUAGAAGGCGGUCGAAUAGACCAUGCUCAUCACGCUAACUAUGUGCAUCUUGCUCUUGAUGAAACACUGGAGUUGGACAAGGCCGUUGGCAAAGCUACGGAUAUGCUUUCUGAGGAUGAUAGUCUGAUUGUAGUGACUGCUGAUCACUCUCAUGUAAUGGCGUUCAACGGCUAUAGCGCUCGUGGAAAUUCAAUUUAUGGGUUGUCUUCCCAAACUGAUAGCGACAGAAUGCCGUACAUGACCAUCUCAUACACAAACGGUCCUGGAGCGCGUAAGCAAGUAAAUGGUGUCCGUGACGAUAUAACGAAAGAGAGCAACUUUGGUGAACUUAGGUGGCGCGCGCACGUGGACGCCCCUCGGAACAGUGAAACUCACGGUGGUGACGAUGUGGCUAUCUUCGCGCGAGGCCCCCACUACCGUCUCUUCUCUGGUCUGUACGAGCAGAGUCAGAUCCCGCAUCUCAUGGCAUAUGCUGGCUGUAUCGGCCCUGGACUACACGCAGAAGGAUGCAAUGGAGCUAACACUGUUCAUGUGACCGCCAUCUUGAUUACGCUAGAGAUGUGGGCGAACGUCUUAUAUCUCUUUUUGGUAUUCGCUUUUACUACGGCUCGGCAUCCCGAGGUGUCGACAGUAAGGCAGAACUUGCCUGACAUCAACCCUGCUGAAUUUAAAUCAGAAUAUUGGUAUAACGAGGCGAAAGCCGGCAUCGAGAAACGCAGAAGAAGUGACCCUGAUCAGAAUGUGGCCAAGAAUCUAGUCUUGUUCAUGGGAGACGGUAUGUCGGUGCCGACCCUUGCUGCGGCGCGAACUUUGAAGGGCCAGCUAGCGGGCAACACUGGAGAAGAAGAGGAAUUGUUCUUUGAGGGUUUCCUUGGAGUUGGUUUGGUCAAGACUUACUGCGUGAAUCACCAAAUAGCUGACUCGGCGUGUACAGCGACCGCCUACCUCUGCGGCGUGAAGAACAAUUACGGCACCACUGGAGUGACGGCGGCGGUUGCCAGAAGAGAUUGCAACGCCUCCCUCGUAGAAGCCAAUAGAGUGCAGUCUAUCGCCGAAUGGGCACUAGCUGAUGGCAGGGAUGUUGGCAUAGUGACGACCACGCGAGUGACCCAUGCGUCACCAUCCGGCACCUAUGCUAAGAGCGCCGACAGGCACUGGGAGAACGAUGCUGAAGUACUGUCAGACUCUCAGGACCCAGAAAGAUGCAUUGAUGUUGCCCGACAGCUAGUUUAUAUGAACCCUGGCAAGCAGUUUAAGGUUAUUCUGGGCGGUGGAAGACGAGAAUUCAUUCCAGAGAGUAUGAUAGACGAAGAAGGCACUCCAGGCAGAAGAACUGAUGGCCGAAACCUAAUUAAUGAUUGGCAGCAAGAUAAAAUUGAUCGCAAGUUGUCACAUGCUUAUGUGUGGAAUGCAGAACAAUUGAGAAGUCAAUUUGAAUCCCCACCUGAAUAUUUAUUAGGUCUCUUUGAGGGUACUCAUAUGAACUACACUUUAGAAGCAAAUAAUGAUACAGAACCCACUCUCGAGGAGAUGACUGAAUUAGCAAUUCGUAUGUUGAGUCGAAACAAGAAAGGAUUCUUCUUGUUUGUAGAAGGUGGUCGUAUAGAUCACGCUCACCACGAUAAUUAUGUGCACCUUGCUCUCGAUGAAACAUUAGAGUUUGAAAAGGCUGUUAAAAAAGCGACAGAACUAUUGCCUGAAGAUAAUUCUUUGAUUGUUGUGACAGCCGAUCAUUCCCAUGUUAUAGCGUUCAAUGGAUACACAGUCCGUGGCACUCCUAUAGUUGGUAUAUCUGAUGAAAUUGAUAGUGACAGAAUGCGGUUCAUGACGCUUUCUUACACGAAUGGUCCAGGUGCCCGCAAGCAAGUUGAUGGUAUUCGGGAUGACAUUAGGGAAGAUAGUGAUUUCGGUCAGUUAAGAUGGCGUUCACAUGCCGACGUGCCCCUGGUAGAUGAGACCCACGGGGGGGACGAUGUGGCGGUCUUCGCGCGAGGCCCCCAUUACAGGCUUUUCACUGGUCUUUAUGAGCAAAGUCAGAUACCGCACCUCAUGGCAGAAGGUAUUAUAGGGAAGGACGACGGUACUAUCGUUCAGAUCUUAGGAAUGCCGUCGAUAGUCCUGCUUCUCAGUUUGUUGGCCGUGGCCUCCGCUCGGCACCCCGACGCGCCGCCUUCACGGCGUAACUUACCUCCUAUCAACCCAGCCGAAUAUACAAUAGAACAUUGGUACAAUGAAGCAAAGGCAGGCAUAGAGAAACGCAUCAAGCGUGAUCCAGAUCCAAAUGUGGCGCGAAAUCUCGUCAUGUUCUUGGGAGACGGCAUGUCGGUGCAAACCCUGGCUGCGGCGCGAACCUUGAAGGGCCAGAAUGCAAACAAGACUGGGGAAGAAGAGGAACUGUUCUUCGAAAGCUUCCCUGGCAUUGGUUUAGUUAAGACCUACUGCGUCAACCAGCAAAUUGCUGACUCUGCAUGCACGGCGACUGCCUACCUCUGCGGCAUAAAGAACAACUACGGCACCACCGGAGUGACGGCGGCCGUCCCCAGAAGAAACUGCGAGGCGUCACAAAUUGAAGCCAACAAAGUACAGUCUAUCGCUGAAUGGGCCCUGGCUGAGGGAAAAGAUGUUGGUAUAGUGACGACUACACGAAUUACACAUGCGUCUCCUUCUGGUGCUUAUGCUAAGAUCGCGAAUCGAGAUUGGGAAAAUGAUGCUCGUAUAGCUUUAGACAAUCAAGACCCUGAAAAAUGCCCAGACAUAGCACAGCAACUCGUUACGAUGAAUCCUGGUAAACAGUUCAAGGUAAUUUGGCUUUUUUGUCGCAACUAAUUCCACGUUUUAAAAAUUUGUAUAAUACCUACUAAUUUAUAAGAAAUUCGAGAUCAUAACAUAAUAUAUUGUUGGCGUAUUUAUGUGGAAGAUUUAUCAAAUGGUUUUACUGAUUUUCAGGUUAUUCUCGGUGGUGGAAGACGAGAGUUUAUCCCAAAUACUAUGAUAGACGAAGAAGGCACACCAGGCUUAAGAACAGACGGCCGCAAUCUAAUUGAAGAAUGGCAGCAGGAUAAGGCUAAUCAAAGCUUAGUACAUGCGUAUGUGUGGAACAAAGAACAAUUGGCAAGCCAAUUUGUCUCCCCACCUGAAUAUUUAUUAGGACUCUUUGAGGGCAAUCAUUUGCAUUACAACUUAGAAGCAAAUAAAACUACAGAGCCUACACUUGAAGAGUUGACAGAAAUAGCAAUCCGUAUGUUGAGGCGCAAUGAGAAAGGGUUCUUUUUGUUUGUAGAAGGUGGUCGUAUAGAUCACGCACACCACGACAACUUUGUGCACUUAGCUCUUGAUGAAACACUUGAGUUUGAUAAGGCCGUUCAAAAAGGCGCAGAUAUGCUGCCAGAAGAUGACACCCUGAUUGUUGUAACUGCUGACCAUUCUCACGUUAUGGCAUUUAACGGAUACACGGCGCGAGGAAGCCCCAUCACUGGCUUGUCUGAUGACGUUGACACCGACGGAGUACCUUACAUGACAAUCUCAUAUACCAACGGUCCCGGUGCACGCAAGCAAGUCGACGGCAUCCGUGACGACGUCACAAAAGAUAAUAAUUUUAGAGAGUUAAGGUGGCAAGCACACGUUGAAGCGCCCCUCGUAGACGAAACUCACGGUGGUGACGAUGUGGCUAUCUUCGCGCGAGGCCCCCAAUACCGUCUCUUCACUGGUCUGUACGAGCAGAGUCAGAUCCCGCAUCUCAUGGCGUACGCUGGCUGUAUCGGCCCUGGAUUACGAGCAGAAGGAUGCAACGCAGCCAACACUAUACACGUGGCCGCUACUCUGGUCAUACUCACAAGUGUUAUCAAAUUCUUAUUGCUCUGAUAACAAAGUACCUACACAUGUUAUUGUUGGUUUAUAAGGAAAAGAUCAAGGUUUCGUUGAUUUUUGUUAGAUUAUUCCUAUCCUAUCUUAUUGAUUAUAGUAUUAUUACACGGCUGUGACUAUAUACCUAAA
Amyelois transitella is the source of this 6573-nucleotide messenger RNA. RefSeq lists its product as uncharacterized. The transcript has 19 exons. Gene Ontology annotation, molecular function: alkaline phosphatase activity. Gene Ontology annotation, biological process: dephosphorylation. The record is from RefSeq and is a predicted model, not a curated record. Lineage: Eukaryota; Metazoa; Arthropoda; Insecta; Lepidoptera; Pyralidae.